Messenger RNA from Scomber scombrus (Atlantic mackerel), 5603 nucleotides. It is a transcript of the gene hivep3a, whose product is annotated as HIVEP zinc finger 3a. Gene Ontology annotation, cellular component: nucleus. The transcript has 6 exons. Lineage: Eukaryota; Metazoa; Chordata; Actinopteri; Scombriformes; Scombridae. The record is from RefSeq and is a predicted model, not a curated record. Bases 1 to 5403 code for a protein of 1800 amino acids. Gene Ontology annotation, biological process: regulation of transcription by RNA polymerase II. Gene Ontology annotation, molecular function: RNA polymerase II cis-regulatory region sequence-specific DNA binding; DNA-binding transcription factor activity, RNA polymerase II-specific.
AUGGAGGCCUCGCAUAAUUGCCUGACGACUGGGGAGCAGUCCGGAGGUCAAGAACAUUGUCAAGCAGCGUCUCCUCAACAAGGCCCCCAGCCUAAGUCUCCCUCCCAGCACUGUCAGCAACAGCAAUCCGGCUCCCCGAAGCCCCAUGGCACCACAACACAGCAGGCCAAACAGUCUAGAAGACAGCAUCCUGAACGUAAACGUCUCAGGCACCAGCGGCAGAGCGUUGACUCAGAUACAGCUCUGGAACAGAAACACGAGGCAACAACAGCACCAAAAGCAUCCACAGUUUCUAGUUUGUCAGCAGGUGGCCCCACCCAGUCUAAACCAGAAACUCAAGAGGGUACCCCAAAACAGAAACGUGAGCGUAAGCCUCAGAGACCAGGCAAAUAUGUGUGUGAUUACUGUGGCCGUGCAUGUGCAAAGCCUAGUGUCCUACAGAAACAUAUUCGCUCCCACACAGGUGAGAGACCCUAUCCCUGUGCCCCAUGUGGCUUCUCUUUUAAGACGAAGAGUAACCUCUACAAACACCGCAAAUCACAUACCCACAGGGUGAAGGCUGGUCUGGCACUUGGGGAGCCGAGAUCUUUAGAGGAGCAAGUCACGGAGUCAGAAGAUGAAACAAGACAGCUAUCAUCAGCGUCUUCCAAUACAGAAAAACAAGACAGUGCAGUCUCAAACAAAAGUCAUGAAACAGACAGGGCCAAAGAUUGCACUGGAGGAAAUGAUGACUCUUAUGCAGUAAAAAAGAGACUGGCCCUGCGUCUCAGUAGAGGAAAACAUGUUCCUCGAGACGCUUCUGAUGAAAAGACCUCUUCUCUAAUUUUAGGGAGUAAAGGCAGUACAGAAUCCGGUUAUUUCUCUCGUUCUGAAAGUACUGAGCAGUCACAGGACAGCCCCCCGAACACAAGUGCCAAAAGCUAUGCAGAGAUCAUACUCGGCAAAUAUGGACGUCUCGGACAUCUACAGAGGAUGUCUCGUCCUCAUAACCAGCAGCCCUCUGAUCAGGAGGACAAAAGCAUCCCAUUCACGGUGCCCAAGAAGCAGGUCAUUGACCAUAUCACCAAACUCAUCACCAUCAACGAGGCAGUGGUAGACACCAGUAAAAUUGACAGUGUAAAACCAAGGAGAUUUUCACUCUCCAGAAAGAACAGUUCAGAUUCUCAAAAGAAUGUAUCUAUGAAAGAACCACUUAUUCAUAGCCCUAAAGCUGGUGAUCUGGGAUAUAAAAACAGUGGGUCUAUCACCAUGGGAGUUCCAUGUGAAAAAUUUCAUCAUCCAUCCCUAAAUGUGGAGCAGCCAGUUGGUCAAACAUCCAAUGCACCUCUUGUGAGAAGUCACUCAAUGCCAUCUGCAGCCAGCUCAUUUGAUGCCUCCCGUGGUGGCCCCAGUAAAUUCCGCCUAAGUCAGUCCUUUGAUGAACAACAGCCUUCUGAAUCACGGGCAUCCCGUCGUUACGGGAUGUUAAGACGGCAGCCAGCAAUUGAAAUUCCCCUUGGUGCCGAACUUACAAAAGAGGAAGAUGAGGGUUCUCAUUCAUUUUACCCUGACAGUUUAACCACUGUGCCUGACCACAAGCAAAGGCAACCACAGCCAUAUGAGUGUGAAGCCUGUGGCACUGGAUGCAAAGAUUGGAUAGGCUAUAAGAAACACAAGCAAAGCCUGUGCAUAGCACAUCAUCCCAGAAGUGAGGUGGUAACUGGUCAAAUGGAGUGCUCACAGUUAAUUAACCAUGCAGUCAGAGCAGGAGGUUCAGCAAUGCGUAAAAGAAGGAAAGAGGAGAGUUUUGAAUUUGAUGACCCCUCUUCUCCAUCUUUGCCCUCUCCUGCCCUCUUGUCCGGACAAUGUAAAGAUGAGAGUGCUGUAACUUAUGAGGACCCCAGAAGACCUACAUUGCAAACCUGUUCUGUAAUUCAACAUACUAGUUCAUUUGAAAAACAAGAUUCUUUGUGCAGUGAGAAUCAAGGCAUCGAGACAACAAAAAACUCUCCGCCUCAUGAAGAAUAUCAACUGGUGCCUCAGAAACAAGUCCAACAGUCAACAAAAAUAACAUCCCGAAAACUGGUCCGCCAACACAGUGUGCAGGUUCCAGAAAUACUGGUGACAGAGGAUUCUAACAUGAGCACUAUGAGCUCAAUCGAGCCAGCCUCUACAACAAAACAUUCAGAGAAACCUGAAGAAUUUCAGUGGCCUCAGAGAAGCCCCUCCCUGGCCCAGCUCCCUAUUGAAAAGCUUCCUCCAAAGAAGAAGCGUUUACGUCUAGCUGAGGUGGCCCAGUCCUCAGGGGAAUCCAGUUUUGACUCUAUAUCCUUGCCCCAUAGCCCUAGUCAGGACAGUAGUGCAUCUUAUGCAUCCAGUCGUUCCACAUCGUUUGAAGAAUCAAAUAGACCAGAUAUGGAGAUAGCAAUAUCGACACCACUGAGGAGAUCAAGAGCUCCUCACAUGUUGACAGUGCCUGGGGUGCAUCAGCACAGGGAGAUGAGGCGCUCAGCAUCUGAGCAGGCGCCACAUGACCCACAACCAAGUGUCCUAAUGGCUGAGACCCGGAGUAAGUCCUUUGACUACAGUUGUCUGUCCCCUGAGCGAUCUGCAGUUGGUUGGAGGGAGAGGAGAAAAUGUCUCCUUAUGAGACACACUGCUAUUAGAGAUCCAGAUGAGGAGGAGGAGGAGCAGUGUACUAUUCCUAGCCGUAGUCCUGAUCAUAUCAUCCCCAACACAUCUUCUCAAGCGAGCCCAACUUCUGCAUACUGCAGUAGGUCCCCUACUUCUCCUUCAUCAGGUGACACGGUCUUGCGUAAUCCAGUAAGAUCACAAUGCAAUGAGAUAUUCUCUCAGUGGAAACUCAGUCAAAAUAUACAGUUAACAGGCAGCACAGAAUUCUCCCUUACUCAUGGCUCAGCUGUAGAUCCUAUAAAAGAGGAGGCCUCAAACAUCCAUAAAGGGCUACCCCCUUCUCAAGUACCACAGCCCUAUCCUACACAUGGACACUCAGGGGCAGCAAGAGCUCACUACCUCCCCAUGUCUACAGGGCUGAAGCUAGAGAUUCCCUCACGACAUGAUGAUUAUUCAGAGGUUCGAGUAAGUCACUCCAAUAUCCAACACUCUGCCCCUAACAUCACUUCCAGUCUGGAAUUACUGAGGCCAGUCACAUCUCCAACGGUAGCAGUGCAUCUCCAAACAGACACCCUCACUCAAGCAAGUGCCAUAUACACCACAUUGUCCCAGUCCACCUCCCCUAGGCCACAGGAGGCAGACGCUGUUUCACACAAUAUAAGUAACCCAACAACUGAAUACAGAAACCAUAGAAACAUAAGUCCAGACCUUUUGUGGUCUGAGGAUGGCCUGAGGUUAUCAGGCUCAGGGGGCAACAAACGCAUGCUUUCUCCCUCAAACAGUAUAGAGCUGCCUCCUGAAUCACAACAGCAACAGAAACGAGUAAAAGAAGAAGAGGAGAGGGAGGUGGAUUGUGCAGACAAGUCAUCAGUGGAUACGUGCAAUCAGGAAGUCAAAAGGGAGGAUCAGUCGUGUCUGCCCAGUGUUUGUUCUGUCACUCAUGUUGGACCUACAUUCCCCAGUCUCCUUUCCAGCACCUGUAAUAGCUGGUGCUAUUUGAACUACAUUAAACCAAACCCCUCUACUCUGGAUGAACAGAAGCCUUCAGUGUAUUCAUCGUGGUCCACUAGCGGCUAUGACCCCAACCCACCUGGCCUUUCCAGCAAGACAGCUCUCUCUCUGCUGCACUGUAAGCAGAGGCUCAGUCCCUCCAUCUACACCGUAUCUCCCAUGUCAAUCAGGACAACAGAGUCAAUGGAGCAAGAGGACAACACAAGACCAUGCUCCACUGAGGUCUACAACAGCCAGUCGCACUGCAGAGACCGUGAGGGAACAAGGAAGGGACCGCAGUCAGCAGAUGACACCAGGUCAAACAGAAAAGAGAUCGAGGAAGAGAAGAAGAAGGAGGGGAAGGAAGUCCAAGCAUGCUCCAGAAAUAAACAACCUCCCGAAGUUUGGAUUUCUGAAAGAGGACCAAAUGAGCAGUGUGGCAUCGUGCACGGAGGAGGUGGAGGUGGAGGGAAGUGCCAGUGUGAGGAGUCUGGAUUCCACUGUAAGACCACCGGUGUGCUGGAAAAGUGCACCCAUCAUAUCACAGAGUUCCCACCAAACAACUGCAAACACUGUAAUGCUGCUUCCAAAGCCAAAGGGAGCCUCAGCGAACACCUGAGAUCUAAUGCGUGUGGAAAAGACACCUGUUGUUACCCAGAUGACACAGAUGAAGGAGUCUGUCAGAAUCGUUCAGUUUGCCCAGAUGGACAAAAAGAUGAUCAGGACAAUUUGGGCGAAGGUGGAGAUGAAGAUGAUAACAUUAAGGACAAACAUUGUGAUGAAGACAACAGGUCCACAGCUGCUGAAAGCUCUCACACUGCCUCCUCCGAUAGCGAGAAACCUCAUCCAGGAGGCCAGCAGAUGGAGCCUGAACUAAGCCCAUCCCUCACGCUUAAGCCCAAGGAUUCUACCCAGAAGAGCUCGGCCAGCGCCAGGAGGGCCCUGUUCGCCCGCAGAAGCUUCGACGCUUCAUCGUCCUCCAGAAGCUCCCCUCCUCAAAGUACUCCAUCCCUGAUUCCACAGAGGGAGCCGUCUCCACCUCGCAGCCCGUCGCCCGGGCCUCGCCACUCCCCCGCUCCCCCUCCCUCCCUCUCCGCAUCCAGUUGUCAUGUCUCUACUUCCCCGCUGAGACCAGCCUCCCCUGUUAGAGGACUUUCUCCUGUAAUAGUCCAGUCCCAUGGCACGGGGACCUCGGGGCCUCCAGGCUCUCUGGCAGACACUUCAGCCUGUCUUUACCCAAGGGACCGACCGUCUACAGCACGACUGUCUGUGGACGAGGUCGGUCUAACCAUCGUCACGCCACAUCCCACUAGGCCUCGAGGAGGCCCCAACGUCCUGAGUCACCUCCCUCUUCACUCCCAGCAGCCGAGCAGGGCCCCGAACCAUCUCAUACCCAUAGGGGGGAUUCACAUGAUUCAGCCCAGGUCCCCCCUCCCUCUGUACACACUGGUGUGCAGCCCCACAGCAGCCACGGUUAAAACCACAGGGACAGAGACAUCUUUAAGAUUAAGCGAAGCUCCCAAAGGAAGGUUUCCACUGCUGCGACGUCAGGAUACUCUCAAAGAGAUGUCACCCAGCAGCCCGCCGGACCCCGGUGCAUUAGGGGAAAUGUCCGGGAGCGGCCGUUCGGACACACACGGCAAGGUUCAAGGAUGCCUCGACGUCCGGCGGCCGUCCAAUCCCAGAGCGGAGACGAGACCUCCGGAGGUGAGCACAGAUGCACAUGUUACAGAGAGGUGUGUUUACCCCGAGACCACCCAAGGCCAAAAAAAGGCUCCUUCCUCCCAGACACAACUCUGAUAGGAGGGAGAGUCUGAAGGGACAGUGCAAAAGACUACAAACCAGAGUGUGUGUGUGUGUGUGUGAAAACACUCUGGUUUAAAGAACGAGGACAAAACGGCAAGAGCACUUGAGCACCGCUUCUGAAUGACGCUAUUAUGUAAUUAUAUGAAUAAUAUAUAGACAAUAUGUUAGAUAUGCAGUAUGUUUUGUAAAUCUUU